Molecule: messenger RNA, 597 nt
Organism: Penicillium antarcticum
Lineage: Eukaryota; Fungi; Ascomycota; Eurotiomycetes; Eurotiales; Aspergillaceae
Exons: 1
Coding region: 1-597 (198 amino acids)
Source: RefSeq, a predicted model, not a curated record
AUGACAUCCAAUGCAACCCUCACCCACCCAAACGACCUCCCCUCCCACCUCCUGACCUCCCACCAAAAACGCUACACAACAAUCUCCAUCCCCUCAACCUACGGCCGGCUCCACUCCAGCCCAGCAGCAGGAACCGUCGUAGGAAUAGUGCUAGGCAGCGUAGCAGGCUUCGUGCUGCUCAUGUACAUCCUCUUCCUAGCGGUGAACCCAGGCGGACUAGCACGCGGCGGUAGCAGCGGCGCGGCACCAACAGUAUCCUCCUCGCUCUCAAUGGACGAAGAAGAGAUCGUGGAAGUACGCAGUCGACGACCGUCCAGACGUCGCCGGAGCGGUGAGACCAUCGAGGUGAUGGAGGAGCGGGAGACGUUCCGUGAUAGUUAUCGGCGCAGGCCUUCGUCUAGGCAUGAUCGCAUUCUUGUUGAGGAGUCGCUUGCUACUUCUACUUCUGGGGGUGGAGAUGUUGUUGAGGUCCUUGAGGAGGAGAGUUCUGUUCCUUCUGAUGUUUCGCCUAGACCUGCUAGACGGAGUCGGAGGGGCGUUAGUCAUGUUGACCCUUUGGCUUAUGGGGGUGGGAGUCAGUAUAGUCGGAGGUCCUGA